GUCUCUCCCCCACGGGAACUCCCUGUGAAUUGGCUUUAGAGGGCUUCUCCAACCUCAAUCACGAUCAGAUUAAGACUCGGUCACUCGGUCCAUUCGUCCUCCACAUUUGCACGGACUUGUCCGGCUGAAAAUAGGUUGAAAAUGAGUCGACUUUCGCCAUUCCCACAAUCUUCAAGGCUCCCAGAUCGCAAAUCACGUGUAAUUAUUUUCCAACAGUCCAGCAAACUUCAAUCCUGUUUCACGAGUCAUAGGUUUUGAUGGCGUCGGCCACUGCAGGAAGUCUGAAUGAGGUUACUAACCCAGACCACAUUGCACAGUUUGCCCAAGUCAUUGCCGAGGCUUUCUACAAUGACCCAUUGAAUCGAUGGCUUCGCCUGGGAGAUGAGUCGAAGCCUGACAAUCCCAAAUUGCAGAAUCCACAACUGGCUCUUGACCACUGGCUGCCGCUCGUGCGAGGGCGAGCAGAUAAUGGUGGCGUUCUGGUGCAGACCUACGACUGGGCUGCGGUAGCGUUGUGGCUGCCACCAGGAAUCCAAAAGCCACCAUACACCACCACGCACAGAGGCAUUCUUGAGUAUCGAGACAAGUUCGACGCCCUCAAGGCCAAGACAUUAGGUGACCGGAGUUAUUGGUAUUUAAAUCUCAUUGCGCGUUCUCCUUCGAGAGCAGACAAAGGUGCGAUUCGAGGGGUCAUUGAUCCCUUCAUUGAGAAGGCCCGGCAGCAAGAAGUUCCCUUGUGGCUGGAGGCCAUAAGCGAGCAUGCGAGAGAUGUUUAUGCCCACUUGGGAUUCCGCGUAGUCGAGACGGUGGUCAUUGGUGCAGGAGCCAUCAAUGAGCAGGGUUGGGUCGAGGAUGGAGGGUCGGGUGUGAAAUGCUGGGGAAUGGUUGCCAAUUUGUAGAUUUGUCAAGGAACGAGGAAGAACGGCGCUACCGGCCUCUUCAGAGUCGCCCAUGUUGUUUCCCUUAGACUUGUUGGACAAGGCUGUCUUCCACAGGAUGAUAAAAAAUACUCCAUAGAGUUUUGAAUCGAGCUUGGAAUUUCACUGUCAC
Exophiala mesophila is the source of this 1050-nucleotide messenger RNA. RefSeq lists its product as uncharacterized. The transcript is spliced from 3 exons. NCBI's taxonomy places the organism in Eukaryota, Fungi, Ascomycota, Eurotiomycetes, Chaetothyriales, Herpotrichiellaceae. The record is from RefSeq and is a predicted model, not a curated record. The coding region runs from base 258 to 899 and encodes 213 amino acids.